This is a messenger RNA of Loa loa (African eye worm), 1283 nucleotides long. RefSeq lists its product as hypothetical. Lineage: Eukaryota; Metazoa; Nematoda; Chromadorea; Rhabditida; Onchocercidae. The transcript is spliced from 3 exons. Bases 9 to 1283 code for a protein of 424 amino acids. The record is from RefSeq and is a predicted model, not a curated record.
UUCCAGAAAUGCCAAUUAAAGGCGUUGCGUACAACCAAGUUUUCAUUGAUAUGAAGACAAAAAUCACUAGUUAUGGCCCACAUAAUGGUAUCAUUGUUCAAUGUGGCAUUCAGCAAGAGCCCAGUGUGUUCUGGCCCUGUGUUCUAAAUGGUGUUCCAAAUUCUAUGUUUUCUCAACGAUUUGAUGUAGCACUAACACCUGUUACAACUCAUUGGCCAACUAUGGAGGACGCUAGCGAUAAUCCACGAAAUAAGGGCGCAUUUAUGCCAAAUCAACAUUAUCAGUCAAUCGGCAAAGAUGUGACCUCAUCCAAUAAUUUCAAUUCAUCUGGAAAAGUGUGCUUAAAUGUCGUCGAAACGAAUCCAAUGAUGGCUGAGCUUGAGUCGUUCAGUGUGAUACCGAGCAGUUACAAAUCAGAUCUGUAUAGUACAAUUCCUAAAAUUUCCAACGAUGCUGUUCCAAAUGUGAGGAAACCUCUGACAACUGCUCAAAAUGUUGAUCAUCAUUGGAGUGCAGAAAAAGCAAUGAGAAAAGAAGCAUUAAAUCAAAAUAUGAGUGAUAUGGAAAUUGAAAUAAGCGAACAACUCCUGCCUCGACUAUCAUCGUUGAACAUUUCAAAGAAACAUCUCAGCACUAAUUAUAAUGCAAACAACAAAAAUUUAAUGGAAAAUUUCGGUCUGCCUCUAAUUCCUGAAAAUUUUUCAACGAGAUCGAGACUGGAAAAUGGUGAUCGCAAGGAACCAAUGCCGGAGCAUUAUUCUCAUUAUUCUCUUCAGCAUUAUUCUCAGCCUUCUACCAAUAUUUUCAGCGAUGUCGAUAUCUUGCGACAUGCUUGCGAUUUGCUAUAUAUACGAUCAGCCAUUCCAACAUUGUUGAUUCCCACUUCGUUGAAAAAACUACAGGAAAGUAUCGUUCGCACAAAACCAGACGCAAUAAAAAUUUCCGCUGAUGGAACCAAAUGUUUUCCUGAAAAGACCGCAUCAGAAUACUCAGAACUUCCAUCGAACAUGUCGCCAGCUACAAAUUCUCAACAACUGGAGGUGACUGCUGAAAAGGAAUUGAUGGAGAAAGAAGGAAACUUAGAAAAUACUUUAGAGGAAUUGAGAAUUUGCAGUACGGACACUGACGGCAUACAUAGUGUGGGGACCAUCUCAAUGAAAUCCAUUUUACAUAAGUCAUCUCGAAAAAACAGCUUGGGGAAAAAAGUUCAUUUCCCCGCAGAACAGCCACGGGUAAUUGCAUUAGAGCAUCGUCUUCUGAUUGAAAAUCUCCAUUUGGUAUAA